GCAAGUUUACAAAACCAGAUCAGAAUGGGUUCACGUUCACGAAGUCCUUCAGUAAAGCGUCGGCAUCAUAAAAGCAAACACAAGAAGCGCAGUAAAUCGCACAAUCGCGACCACGAGCGUAGCAGCACAACGCGCAGCAGUCGCAGUCGGGCGGAAAGAGAUAACUCGCCUAGUCUGUCAUCAAUCCCACAUCCUUAUCCACAUGGUCAGCGCCACGAGCGCGACAGGCACAGGCAUCGCGGUGGCGACCGACACACAGAACGCGACUAUCAUUCAAAGUCACGUAAACGCUCCAGCUCAACGGCCUCCAGCAGUGAUAGCCAAUAUUCUGACCAUGAAUCACAGCGCAGCAGACACAAGCGCAGUCGCUACAAGAAGCUGGAUGAACAAAAUCUACUGCAAGUGGAAAGACUGGCGGAAAUGGAGAGACAGCGUCGGCAAAAGGAAGCCGAACAGAAAACAAUUGAAGAGGAGGCUGCCAAACGCAUUGAAAUGCUUGUGAAAAGACGCGUCGAGGAGGAGCUGGAGAAGCGGCGCGAUGAAAUCGAACAGGAGGUGAAUCGACGCGUUGAAACGGCCAAGGCCGAAAUGGAGCGCGAAAUGAUGCUGGAGCUGGAGCGACGGCGCGAGCAGAUACGCGAAGAAGAACGCCGACGUGAGGAGGAAGAAAAGCAAAAACGCGAAGAACUCGAAGAGAUUUUGGCCGAAAAUAAUCGCAAAAUCGAAGAUGCCCAAAGAAAAUUGGCUGAGGAGCGCUUGGCCAUAAUUGAGGAGCAGCGGCUCAUGGACGAGGAGCGUCAGCGCAUGCGCAAGGAACAGGAAAAGCGCGUCAAGGAGGAGCAAAAGGUCAUAUUGGGCAAAAAUAAUUCAAGACCAAAAUUAUCGUUUUCCCUGAAACCGGGCGCGUUAUGAGGCGGCAGCAUCUGCAGUUGUCAUAAAAUGAAUUUUUUAGCUUUUAUUUUAGAUUUUGUUAAUAGCUGUUGCUCCAUUUUGUUUACCUCAGUACGCCAAUUUGCUUCUGCCCGAGACUAUUUAACAUUAACCCAAUAGAAUUGAAUUUGGAGGUUAAACAGCCUAGAGCAUUAGCCAAAUGGCCCGAGGUUAGUCGUAUGUUAUACAAAUUUCAAUUAUUUUUUGUUUAACAACAUUUGGGAACCUAUUCGAAUCAAUUGCGCACUAUUUGCUUCAGACCUAUUCAGACAACUCCGCGUCAAAUGCUUUUGUGUAAAGUGCAUUGUAUUGUUAAAUGCUGCAACCCAUUUAUAUAAACCAAAAGCGCUAAAAUGCAAUCCUUUUUGAUAUUAAUAAUAAUACCGACAAAAAACUUAAAGCAAAAUGAAAAAGAUAAUACGAGAAGUAAUUAAA
Messenger RNA from Scaptodrosophila lebanonensis, 1365 nucleotides. RefSeq names its product UPF0430 protein CG31712 (gene Arglu1). Gene Ontology annotation, cellular component: mitochondrion; nucleoplasm. The record is from RefSeq and is a predicted model, not a curated record. Lineage: Eukaryota; Metazoa; Arthropoda; Insecta; Diptera; Drosophilidae. The transcript has 4 exons. Gene Ontology annotation, molecular function: cadherin binding. Bases 25 to 912 code for a protein of 295 amino acids.